AUGGGUUUACUCGUCCUCCACGACAAGGACCUCCCACCAGGCUGGAUUGCCGUGGCCUUGCCAGUGCUUUGCUUGGGUCUCGGUCUCACCUACAUCCUCUGGAUUGCAGUCUACAAUGUCUUCUUCCACCCCCUCCGCGCCUACCCGGGCCCCAAGCUCUGGGCCAUGACACGCCUCCCCUACACGCGCAUGUUCCUCUCCGGCGACGCCCACCGGCGAGUCCUCGACCUCCACAAGGCGUACGGCCCCGUCGUGCGGGUGGCGCCGGACACGCUCUCGUACAGCCACCCCGACGCCAUCAAGGAGAUCAGGGGUCACCGCAGGGCCGGCAGGGCCGAGCACGGCAAGGACCCGGUGCACAUGGGCCACUUCCGCGACAACAUCCUGGGGGCCGGCCGCGCCGACCACGCCCGGUUCCGCCGCGCCCUGGCUCACGGCUUCUCGGCCCAGGCCAUGGCGGACCAGCAGCCGCUGAUCCAGGGGUACGUCGACGCCAUGGUGCGGCGCCUGCGCGAGGAGUGCGACGGCGGGGAAAGGGGGCUGGACAUGGUGCAGUGGUUCAACUACACGACCUUCGACGUCAUCGGCGACCUGGCCUUUGGCGAGCCGUUUGGCUGCCUCGGCGACUCGGUCUACCACCCCUGGGUGGCGCUCAUCUUCGACAGCAUCAAGCACCUCACCUGGCUGUCGGCCCUGGGCCGGUACCCCGCCGUCGCGCCGCUGCUGAAGCGGUUCCUGGUCCCCGAGGGCUUGGCGGCUAAGCUCGUGGAGCACGAGCAGCUGUCGGCGGAGAAGGUGCGCAAGAGGUUGGCGACCGGGACGGACAGGCCGGAUUUCGCAUUAACCUUCAAAGAACUGGCAUCCCACGCGUCGGUACUCAUCGUAGCCGGAUCCGAGACGACGGCGACGGCACUGUCCGCGGCGACGUACUACCUAGGCAUGAACGCUCGCGCACUGGCGGCUCUAACCGAUGAGGUCCGCAAGACAUUCUCGAGCGAGGAGGAGAUCAACCUGAUCAGCGUGCAGGGGCUGUCGUACAUGCUGGCGGUGCUCGACGAGACGCUCCGCAUGCACCCGCCUGUGCCCAGCGGGCAGCCGAGGCUGAUUGCCGAGGGGGGCGAUGUUAUCCUGGGCCGAUAUGUUCCCGCCGGCACCAAGGCCGAAGUGUGGCAGUGGUCUCUGUACCACGACCCCGCGUGCUGGACACGACCCGAUGAUUUCAUCCCCGAGCGCUGGCUCGGAGACCCGGCUUUCGCGAACGACAAGAAGGAGGCUCUCCAGCCCUUCUCAGUCGGUCCUCGAAAUUGCAUUGGGAAGAAUCUUGCGUACGCCGAGAUGCGCCUAAUCCUGGCUAGACUGGUGUGGAACUUUGACAUCAAGCUGGCAGACGAGACCAGGGGUUGGGACAGCCGGUGCAAGGUCUACCGCUUAUGGGAGAAAGGGCCUGUGAACGUCUACCUGAAGCCGAGAAACAUUUCCUAG
Molecule: messenger RNA, 1482 nt
Organism: Phialemonium atrogriseum
Lineage: Eukaryota; Fungi; Ascomycota; Sordariomycetes; Cephalothecales; Cephalothecaceae
Product: putative trichothecene c-15 hydroxylase protein
Exons: 5
Coding region: 1-1482 (493 amino acids)
Molecular function (GO): heme binding; oxidoreductase activity, acting on paired donors, with incorporation or reduction of molecular oxygen; iron ion binding
Source: RefSeq, a predicted model, not a curated record